AUGAUUCAUUCUGAGGAGGAAGAGGAGGACAGAGCAGAGUCUCCAGGAUCCAGCUGUCUGUCUAUGAAGAGUGAUCGGUCUAAAGGUCAUCCUCCAGACAUCAGUGAUGAACCUGGACCCUCAGACACAAAAGUUCAGUCCAACAGACAGAGAAAGUUUCUAAAGUCCAGGUUUCUGUCUAUGAAGCGUGACCGGUCCAAAGGUCUUCCUCCUCCAGACUUCAGUGGUGAACUUGGACCCUCAGACACAAAACUGACUGAAGUCCAGAAGAUGGAUGUUCAUGUGGAGGAAGAGGAGGACAGAGCAGAGUCUCCAGCAUCCAUCUGUCUGUGUAUUAAGAGAAACAAGUCCAAAGGUCUUCAUCCUCCAGCCUCCAGUGAUGAACCUGGACCCUCAGACACAAAAGUUCAGUCCAACAGACAGAGAAAGUCUCUAAAGUCCAGGUUUCUGUCUAUGAAGCGUGACCGGUCCAAAGGUCUUCCUCCUCCAGACUUCAGUGAUGAACCUGGACCCUCAGACACAAAAGUUCAGUCCAACAGACAGAGAGCAGAGUCUCCAGGAUCCAGCUGUCUGUCUAUGAAGAGUGACCGGUCCAAUGAUGUUCUUCCUCCAGGCUUCAGUGAUGAACCUGGACCCUCAGACACAAAAGAGAGGAAGAAGAGUCAUGUUCCUGUGGAGGAGCAGCCGUCCUGCUGUGUUUGGUGUCAGGACGUCCUGAAGGAUCCGGUCUCUACCAGCUGUGGACACUGGUUCUGCAGACACUGCAUCACCUCAUACUGGGACCAGUCUGCUUCACCAGAAGACUCCUCCUGUCCCCAGUGUGGAGACAGAUCCAGAACAAGACCUGGACUGCAGACAGCCAGUCAGACCAGCACUGUCCAAAGUAAGACUGUCCAUCUUUACAAUGUGGCCUGCU
Messenger RNA from Larimichthys crocea (large yellow croaker), 916 nucleotides. RefSeq lists its product as uncharacterized. The transcript is spliced from 6 exons. The record is from RefSeq and is a predicted model, not a curated record. NCBI's taxonomy places the organism in Eukaryota, Metazoa, Chordata, Actinopteri, Sciaenidae. The annotation marks the transcript as partial.